Penicillium atrosanguineum is the source of this 1407-nucleotide messenger RNA. RefSeq names its product D-3-phosphoglycerate dehydrogenase. The record is from RefSeq and is a predicted model, not a curated record. NCBI's taxonomy places the organism in Eukaryota, Fungi, Ascomycota, Eurotiomycetes, Eurotiales, Aspergillaceae. The coding region runs from base 1 to 1407 and encodes 468 amino acids. Gene Ontology annotation, molecular function: NAD binding; oxidoreductase activity, acting on the CH-OH group of donors, NAD or NADP as acceptor. The transcript has 6 exons.
AUGGCAACUGCUCAAGAUAUCCGUCCUCGCAAGGACGAUCUGGCCGCACAGGCUCAGUACUUUUCCACCUCGCCCACAGCUUCAUUCCACUCCCCCUCCAGUCACGGUUCCGCUCUCCAACGGAUCAUCCCGGUGCUGAAUGCAAAGCACCUCAAGCCUUUCGCGACCGAAGACAUUAAGGUUCUGCUUCUGGAGAAUGUGAACCAGGCCGGCCGUGACAUCCUAUCUGCGCAGGGCUACCAAGUGGAAUUCCUCAAGUCUUCGCUCCCCGAAGAUCAGCUCAUUGAGAAGAUCCGUGACGUUCACGUCAUCGGUAUUCGCUCCAAGACCAAGCUCUCAGAGCGGGUUCUGAAGGAGGCCAAGAACCUGAUCGUCAUCGGAUGCUUCUGCAUCGGUACUAACCAGGUCGACCUCCAGUAUGCCGCCAACCAUGGUAUUGCGGUCUUCAAUUCGCCCUUCAGCAACUCUCGCAGUGUUGCAGAGCUGGUUAUCGGAGAGAUUAUUGUCCUCGCGCGCCAGCUAGGUGACCGCUCAAACGAAAUGCACAAUGGAACCUGGAACAAAGUGAGCAGCAAAUGCUGGGAGAUCCGUGGCAAGACACUGGGCAUUGUUGGAUAUGGUCAUAUCGGCGCCCAAUUGUCCGUGUUGGCAGAAUCAAUGGGUAUGUCGGUUAUCUUCUACGAUGUGCUUAACCUGAUGGCCCUCGGUACGGCCCGUCAGGUCGAGACUUUGGAAGCCCUAUUGUCUGAAGCCGACUUCGUCACCUGCCACGUUCCCGAGAUCGCCGAGACAAAGGGCAUGUUCGGUCAGAAGCAAUUCGAACAGAUGAAGACCGGAAGCUACCUGAUCAAUGCCAGCCGCGGAACUGUGGUAGACAUACCCGCCCUUAUUGAUGCCAUGCGAAGCGGCAAGGUUGCUGGUGCUGCCCUGGAUGUGUACCCCAAUGAGCCCGCCGGUAACGGUGACUAUUUCAACAAUGACCUCAACGCAUGGGGAGCUGAUCUGCGUUCCCUCAAAAACCUGAUCCUCACCCCCCACAUCGGAGGCAGCACUGAGGAGGCCCAGAGCGCAAUUGGUGUGGAAGUUGCUCAGGCUCUGACUCGCUACGUCAACGAGGGUACCACUCUGGGAGCUGUCAACCUGCCUGAAGUCAACCUCCGCUCCCUGACCAUGGAGGAACCCAACCACGCACGUGUUGUCUACAUCCACAAGAACAUUCCCGGUGUGUUGCGUAAGGUGAACGAAAUUAUUGGUGACCACAAUGUCGACAAGCAGAUGACCGACAGCAGAGGCGAUGUUGCCUAUCUGAUGGCUGAUAUCAGCGACGUGAACUCCGCGAACAUCAAGGACCUGUACGAGAGACUCGAGAGUCUUCCUUCCCGAAUCAUGACCCGCAUUCUGUACUAG